AUGAGCCCAACAACACGAACGCUAUCCAUCCCCACCGGCCCCCAUCCCCGUGGUCGGCCUCGCUCGCCGCGCCAAGCCGCGGUCCGGUCGUCCGCCCGGCGGCCAAGCCCAAGGGCGGGGAGGGGGCCACCCGCGCUCGCGCAGCGUGGUAGCGGCGGAUGCGUCCUGAUCGACGCGUUUCAAUACGCCAUUACCGGUUGCCGAACCGGUGUCAUCGCCUACAAUUGGGCGAUAUCCCACAAAUCGUGGAACAAGUACAUGCACGCCUUGCAUGGCAACACUGUUGGCACGCGGAGCACUGCAGCACGCGAUGCCGAAACACACCCGGCGCAAGAGCCGCACCAGGCGCAAGAGCCACAACAGGCGCAAGAGCCGCACCCGGCGCAAGAGCCACAACAGGCGCAAGAGCCACAACAGGCGCAAGAGCCGCACCUGGCGCAAGAGCCAGAACCGCAGGCGCAAGAGCCACCGCAGCCGCAAGGGGCACCACCGACGCAGGCGCCACCGCAGGAGGCAAACCCGGCGCAACUGCCGUCGCAAAUCGACAUUAAUCAGAUCGCUGCAGCCAUCGCAGCCGCCAAUGCGGCGGCUACCCGCAUUGACCGAGAGGCUAGCGCUGCCGCCGCCCGAGCUGAAAGGGAGGCGAUGAUUGCUGCCUUCGCCACCGCCAGUCGCACGGGCCAUGAAGAGGCGAUGACCGAUUUCGCAACGGCCCUGCGCAAUGCCCUCUCUAAUGAGGGUGGAGCCACACGGGGCUCACUCUCAGCCAAGGUCACGCGCACGUACGACGCGGACAUCCCAAAGCUCGCGUUGUCAUCGUCGCCCAACAUGGCUGACUUGACAGGCCAGCUGGAACAGAUUGUUCAAGCAGCCAAUGGUGUCGGCUCGCAGGCCACCGUGGUUGCGGACAGCUCGCAGGAAGCGGGCAGCGUCACACCCACGCGCAAUGUCAGGCAGCGCACGGGCUGA
Emiliania huxleyi CCMP1516 is the source of this 969-nucleotide messenger RNA. RefSeq lists its product as hypothetical. Bases 1 to 969 code for a protein of 322 amino acids. The record is from RefSeq and is a predicted model, not a curated record. NCBI's taxonomy places the organism in Eukaryota, Haptophyta, Isochrysidales, Noelaerhabdaceae. The transcript is spliced from 2 exons.